Blumeria graminis f. sp. triticale is the source of this 1224-nucleotide messenger RNA. NCBI's taxonomy places the organism in Eukaryota, Fungi, Ascomycota, Leotiomycetes, Helotiales, Erysiphaceae. The record is from the annotation of a GenBank genome assembly.
AUGUCGUGGUAUCAGGGAGUUCCGGGCGGAGGAUUUAAUCAAGGAGCCCCUCAAGGUUAUGGCGGAUAUCCAGGUCAGCAAUAUCAGCAUCCAGUAGCAUAUGCUGGACAACAAUACCAACAAUAUAGUGGUCAUCCAGGGCAACAGUACCAGCAAAGUGGGUAUGGAGGGCAGCAUCCUCCACCGCAACAAUUCAGUGGUCAACAUGGACAGUGGCAGCAACAACCAAUGAAUAACAGACAAGCGCCCCCACCUCCACCCCAAGGUAUGCAAGGCUUUGGAAAUGGGGCACCACAAAACUAUAAUUUUCAAUAUUCAAACUGCUCUGGUAAAAGAAAAGCUUUACUAAUUGGAGUUAACUAUUUCGGCCAAAAAGGAGAGCUCAGAGGAUGUAUCAACGAUGUUCACAAUGUUAUGAAUUAUUUAAUGGAAAACUUUGGCUAUCGUAGAGAAGACAUCGUAACUCUAACAGGCAAGUAUGACCAGCAAAAUCCAGUCUCUCACCCUACCAAGAACAAUAUACUUCGUGCAAUGAAUUGGCUUGUUCAGGGCUGUCAGCCUAACGAUUCCCUGUUCUUUCAUUUUUCUGGACAUGGUGGUCAGACCAAAGACACUGAUGGUGACGAAGAAGAUGGUAAUGAUGAAGUUAUAUACCCAGUAGAUUUCAAGCAGGCAGGCCACAUAGUAGAUGACCAAAUCCACGAAAUUCUCGUCAAGCCUUUGCCUGCAGGCGCUCGUCUCACGGCUAUAUUUGACUCUUGUCAUUCAGGAUCUUGCCUCGAUCUUCCGUAUAUUUAUUCGACGCAUGGUACCCUCAAGGAACCUAAUUUGGCAAAAGAAGCUGGACAAGGCCUGUUAGGCAUAAUCUCUUCAGCUAGCAAAGAAGACUAUGGUGGUGUUGCUAAGCAUCUCAUGGGAUUCUUUGAAAAGGCAACUAGUGGUAGUGGCGCUCAUCAGAAGAGUAUGGCGACAAAGACAUCUCCAGCUGACGUUAUCAUGUUUUCGGGAAGUAAAGACGAUCAAACAUCGGCUGAUGCAACUAUCGCUUCUCAAGCAACCGGAGCAAUGUCAUGGGCGUUUAUUUCGGCCAUGAAAGCGAACCCAAAUCAGAGCUACCUUCAACUUCUAAACAGCAUACGUGAUGUUCUGGCUACAAAAUACACCCAGAAGCCGCAACUUAGUUGUAGCCAUCCUCUAGAUACCAAUUUACGCUUUAUCAUGUAG